CCCCCACUGGAAAGUUCUUAUCUAGAUCCCUUGCAGCACCACAAUGGCCCGCAAGCCCGUCCCCUUCUCGGCAUUCUUCGGAGGCCUCUUCCUCUUGUUCCUCGUCGGCUUGGCCGCUGCCAUCGGUCAGAACGACAGUAGAGCAGAAAAGCACGGCGGAGCAGAAAAGCACGGCGUGUGCCCAGAGAUUCAAAACAACCACGACUGCCCCAAUGAAUGUAGCUCCGACGGAGACUGUCCUGACACCCUCAAGUGCUGCACAGCUGGUUGCACGUCGGUCUGCAUAAUCCCCAAUGAGAAGAAGGGCAAAUGCCCUCAAAUUAGUGAUAGCAUCUCUCAGCUGGCAAUCUGCAGGGAUGAGUGUUGGAGUGACACCGAUUGUCCUGGACAACUCAAAUGCUGUAUCAAUGGCUGUGGAAACCAUUCCUGUUCCACACCUGAGGACUGAGCAGCUGGACAAACCCAAGAGAGAAAGCUGCUCACUGACCUAUCCUCUGCUCUCCUAUCUUCUGUGCCUUGGGACCCCAUGCUGAAUCAGCCUCUCCCUCCUGUGCUGGGCUUCAGGCUUCCUCUCUGGGGCUGACCACGCCUAGCCAGAGCAUCAAUAAAAAGAUCAG
Molecule: messenger RNA, 617 nt
Organism: Dromiciops gliroides (monito del monte)
Lineage: Eukaryota; Metazoa; Chordata; Mammalia; Microbiotheria; Microbiotheriidae
Gene: WFDC2
Product: WAP four-disulfide core domain 2
Exons: 4
Coding region: 44-448 (134 amino acids)
Biological process (GO): antibacterial humoral response; innate immune response
Cellular component (GO): extracellular region
Molecular function (GO): peptidase inhibitor activity
Source: RefSeq, a predicted model, not a curated record